UAUAAUUUCUCUUUCUAGAAAAUUUUCGAAGGUAAUGUUUAUUAUUCUUCGAAUGUAUCCAAGUAGAAAUGUUUCGUGGUAAAGGCUGGUUCUCUGGAGCCAUGUGGAAACCAAAGAACCCUCAUUCCUUGGAGCAUUUGAAGUAUUUAUAUCAUGUGCUCUACAAAAAUCAAGUUGUGCAUGAGCAGAAUAAAGGACUUUUGGUUGAAACACUAAGAUCUAUUGCAGAAAUACUAAUAUGGGGUGAUCAAAAUGAUAGCACUGUCUUUGAUUUCUUUUUGGAGAAAAAUAUGCUGUCCUUCUUCCUAAAGAUUAUGAAGCAAAAAUGUGGCAGAUAUGUGUGUGUACAGUUAUUGCAGACGCUCAAUAUUCUUUUUGAGAAUAUCAGAAAUGAAACAUCACUCUAUUAUUUACUGUCCAAUAAUCAUGUGAAUUCCAUAAUUGUCCACAAGUUUGAUUUCUCUGAUGAAGAAGUGAUGGCAUAUUAUAUAUCAUUUUUGAAAACUCUGUCUUUCAAGUUGAACACUCACACAAUCCAUUUCUUUUAUAAUGAAAACACCAACGAUUUCCCUUUGUAUAGUGAAGCCAUAAAAUUCUUUAAACACAGUGAAAGCAUGGUGAGAAUAGCUGUAAGGACUCUUACCUUAAACGUUUUCAAGGUGGAUGAUAAAGCAAUGUUAAAAUUUAUCCGUGAUAAAACUGCAGCUCCUUAUUUUUCUAACCUUGUAUGGUUUAUUGGAGAGCAUGUCAUGGAGUUAGAUAAAUGUGUAAAAUCAGCUUCAGAGCUCCAAAUCCAAACCAAACUUGCUGAUUUAGUGGCAGAGCACCUUGAUCAUCUUCACUAUUUAAAUGAUAUUUUAUGUUUGAAGAUUGAUGCACUGAAUGACGUGCUUACAGAUCACCUUUUAAACAAGUUAUUGAUACCUCUAUAUGUAUAUUCUCUUGUACAGAAAGCACCUCACCCUAACCCUGAGGAGGAUAAGCCUCAGGUUAGCUGUAUCGUCUCCCUUUUUCUUCUGUCACAGGUAUUUUUAAUUGUAUCUCACCACCCUCUUGUACAUAAACUGGCUUAUGUGAUCUUGAAUGGAGAAAUGUCUCUGUUGGAUAAUGUUGCUUCAAUAGCUUCUGCACUCCAUAAUGCUGGGGGCACUUCUCAAGUAUCUGAAAAUGGGGUAGAUGCUCAUUCCAAUGAAAACUCUUCAAAUGAUGCUUUGCCAAGCUCACAGUAUUCAGAUACAAGCAGUAUGGAUGCUACUUCAGAAGGUGCAAAUAUAACAGAUGAAGAAAAAGUUGUUGCUGCCAAAAAAUACAUCCAAACCGAAGCUAUACAGAAAAUUUUUAACUUGUCACAAAGACCCUUUCUGGAAGCAAUCUUUACAGCUCUAGAUAGCACUGAAAAUGAUCAUGCUGCACUUUUUGGUUUAUGUGUUCUCUAUGCUUUAGGGUAUAACCCAGGUAUUAAUCAAGAUCUUCUUGACACAGUUCUGAUGCCUUCAAAUAAAUCAGAAACCAAGUUUUGCUACAAUGUAAAUUUGGUUGACAGAAUGAUAGAAAUCAUUAAACUCAGUUGUCAGUAUAGCAGUAAAGUACGGAUAGCUACUCUUCAAAUGACUCUUUUGCUUUUGAAGCAACUUGCUGUGCGAGGAACUGAAAGUUUCCUGCUAGACAGGCACUUAGCUGCAAUUGAACAAUGUCGAGAAGAGAGCACGUUCUUACUUCGUAAUUUUUACAAAAGUGAAGAAAUUUUCUUGGAUAUGUUUGAAGAUGAGUAUGAGGAAAUGAAAAAAAAAACGCUUAAUGUGGAAUACUUGAUGAUGGAUGCAAACUUGCUUUUGCCUCCAACGGGUACUCCUAUGUCUGGCAUUGAAUUUCACAAAAGACUUCCAUGUGGAGAGGUUGAAAGAGCAAGGAGGGCUAUUCGAGUGUUUUUUCUGCUGCGAGAUCUUUCCCUCACCUUGCAGAAUGAAACUGAAACUCAGCUCCCUCUGACCAAUCUAUCUUCUUGCAUCAAAGUGAAUGAUGCAUUAGAUCUCAAUAAUAGUGACCUAAUCAGCUGCACCGUUUGUACCAAAGAUAAUCAGAAAAUAAAGGGCUUUAUGGUGAUUGAUGCUCUGCAGUUGAUUCUUGUCGACCCUGACACAAAGCGUGUUGGUUGGGGAAUCGCCAAAUUUGUUGGAUUUCUGCAAGAUAUUGAAGUGACGGGUGAUAAGGACGACAGUCGAUGCUUGCACAUCACCAUCCACCGACCAUCAAGCAUCGCCUCUGGCAGCAUCCGUUCCCCUCUCCUUGCUGCCAAGUUUGUUUUUGAUGACCACAUCCGAUGUAUGGCUGCCAAGCAGCGUCUUAGCAAAGGCAGACAGAAGGCGCGCCAGAGGAAAUUAUACCAAAUAGCUCGCCUUUUAGAACUGGCUGAUCACAUACAACCUUGCCCUUCGCCUCUGAAACAUGGCAUUCACCCAGCCGUCAAGUCAGCGGAAUAUUCUUCGUUAAUGCAUCGCAGCCAGUCUCAAGACACAGGCCUUCGUGGGAGGCCCACACCAGGGCAGGCGAGACAUUGCCACCAUCGGCCAUUGAUGCCCACUUUUCCAGGGCACGUCACUAUGCUGAAGCAUAGAGAGAGUGGAGAAUCUUCUAAUGCUUCUGAAAUCCCCGAAAAAACUUCACGUUCUAGUGAAAGGAGGCGUAACAGUCCCUCAUCACCUAAAAAACAUGGAUCACGAUCAAGGGAGUCUUCACCCAGGCAGCAGGGAGCCAACAGUUGUGAAGAAAUUCCUCUUGAAGACUUGUCGAGGAUACAUUCCUCUCGCCAUGGAAGUCCAAGCAUAAGGCGUCGUAGCACGCCUGGUUUGCCUCAGGCUAGAAUCAGUGCUCCACCAGGACUUUGCCACCUCCACCAGCAGUUUGCAGUUGGACACAGCCAUAGUUCAACUACAAAUCUCAGUGAAAAAAUUUCGACUCAGGGGGAACGCGGUUCUGCAUCAAAUGAUGAAUUAUUUGCAGGCUUUACCAUUCCUGUUGAGUCUUCUGAACCAGCUAUAAAUACUUCAGAAGUACAAACCACUGAAGCACCUACCUCAGUACCCUCUGAUCAACCCCUCAGUCCUGCUGAUGCAUCAUGUAGUAAACCUUGUUGUGCAGCUGAACAAUCAGAUGAGAAAUGCCAUUCAAGUCAAGUUGAAGAUCCAAACAGUACGGCAGGCAGCUUAGCAAAUUCCAACCAAAAUAUGGAUUCCUUGCCUGCUGAAGGAGUAACGUCUAUAGAUAGUACAAUUUCUAGUUCAACAUCGAAUAAAGUAAAAGGAGCCAUACAGACUAUAUAACCACCUGUAUCAUCUAUAUGCACCUGAAUUGUGUACAAUAUUGUAUUUGUUGUGUUGUUGAAAUUUAUUUGUUAUAAUUUUAAAUAAUUUCUUGUUUUUUUUUCUGCUUGAUUCACGUAACACUUUUCACAUGCAAUGCUCAAUAGUGUAAAGAAUAAAAUUUAAUUUUUUACAUGUGUUCUAUAUUAUGUGCAGCCAAAAUACAAUAUUUAACAAUACACUAUUAACACACAAUUUAUUUACUGAAAUGGGAACGAUCACCGAAAUUAUGUGGGCCAGUUAUUAGUUAAUUAUUUUUAUCAAAAUAAGCAUUAUCUUUGUUACACAUUUUCCUUUGAAGUGAUAAUAAAGGUAAUAACCACUUUUUAAAAAAUCAGUGAUAAUCUAUAGCCUGUGAAAUUUUUGCACUAUGUUUGUAUCACAUGAUAUUGCUGCAGAGUAAAUAAAGAAGUAUCUUUGUUGUUAAAGGUAAAAAAAAGCAUCAAUUUCUUUGUGGAACUGAUGAAUAAGUAAAACAUUUCAA
Messenger RNA from Uloborus diversus, 3843 nucleotides. RefSeq names its product protein CLEC16A homolog (gene ema). The coding region runs from base 69 to 3320 and encodes 1083 amino acids. Lineage: Eukaryota; Metazoa; Arthropoda; Arachnida; Araneae; Uloboridae. The transcript is spliced from 23 exons. Gene Ontology annotation, cellular component: endolysosome membrane; late endosome. The record is from RefSeq and is a predicted model, not a curated record. Gene Ontology annotation, biological process: endosome to lysosome transport; regulation of autophagosome maturation; endosomal transport.